UAGAUGCAGGGGAGCACAGAAAGGAAUCAAACUGCUAUCUCCCAGUUCCUUCUCUUGGGCCUGCCCAUUUCUCCAGAGCACCAGCACCUGUUCUAUGCCCUGUUCCUGGCCAUGUACCUCACCACCAUCCUGGGGAACCUUAUCAUCAUCAUCCUCAUUCGACUGGAUUCCCAUCUCCACACACCCAUGUAUUCUUUUCUCAGCAACUUGUCCUUCUCUGACCUCUGCUUUUCCUCUGUCACAAUGCCCAAGUUGCUGCAGAACAUGCAGAGCCAGGAUACAUCCAUCCCCUAUGCAGGCUGCCUGACACAAAUGUAUUUUUUCUUAUUUUUUGCAGACCUUGAGAGCUUCCUCCUGGUGGCCAUGGCCUAUGACCGCUAUGUGGCCAUCUACUUUCCCCUUCAUUACACCAGCAUCAUGAGCCCCAAGCUCUGUGUGAGUCUGGUGGUGCUGUCCUGGGUGCUGACCACCUUCCAUGCCAUGCUGCACACCCUGCUCAUGGCCAGAUUGUCAUUCUGUGAGGACAAUGUGAUCCCCCACUUUUUCUGUGACAUGUCUGCUUUGCUGAAGCUGUCCUGCUCUGACACACAUGUUAAUGAGUUGGUGAUAUUUGUCAUGGGAGGCCUCAUCCUUGUCAUUCCAUUUGUGCUUAUUGUUGUGUACUAUGCACGAAUUGUCUCCUCCAUUCUCAAGGUCCCAUCUGCUCGAGGCAUCCGUAAAGCCUUCUCCACCUGUGGCUCCCACCUGUCUGUGGUGUCACUGUUCUAUGGGACAGUCAUUGGUCUGUACUUAUGUCCAUCAGCUAAUAACUCUACUGUGAAAGAGACUGUCAUGGCCAUGAUGUACACAGUGGUGACUCCUAUGCUGAACCCCUUCAUCUACAGCCUGAGGAACAGAGACAUGAAGGGGGCCCUAAUUAGAGUUCUUUGCAAGAAGGAAAUUCUUUUCUGCCUAUGA
Apodemus sylvaticus (European woodmouse) is the source of this 957-nucleotide messenger RNA. RefSeq names its product olfactory receptor 1468-like. The record is from RefSeq and is a predicted model, not a curated record. Bases 4 to 957 code for a protein of 317 amino acids. Gene Ontology annotation, cellular component: membrane. The transcript has a single exon. Gene Ontology annotation, molecular function: G protein-coupled receptor activity; olfactory receptor activity. NCBI's taxonomy places the organism in Eukaryota, Metazoa, Chordata, Mammalia, Rodentia, Muridae. Gene Ontology annotation, biological process: G protein-coupled receptor signaling pathway.